Molecule: messenger RNA, 1295 nt
Organism: Arabidopsis thaliana (thale cress)
Lineage: Eukaryota; Viridiplantae; Streptophyta; Magnoliopsida; Brassicales; Brassicaceae
Gene: AILP1
Product: aluminum induced protein with YGL and LRDR motifs
Exons: 5
Coding region: 246-914 (222 amino acids)
Source: RefSeq, marked reviewed
GUAAUAAGAAGAAGAAUCAAGAGAGAAGAAGAUUCACAAAGACGAAAUGACGUAAAUACCCUCCAUAUCAUCUCCUUCCCUUCCUAUAUUUAAACACCAUCAUACAUCUCUCUCUCCUUUGUCUCGUCUUCCAUGUCCGAUAUAUCGUUACCAGAGAAAGAGAGCUCAGAGAUUUAGUUAGCUUAAUUUUUCUUUUCGUUUUGAAAUUAAGGAAGUGAUUGUUAUCACCGGAGGAGAGAGAGAAAAUGUUGGGAAUUUUCAGUGGAGCUAUAGUAUCGCCGCCGGAAGAGUUAGUGGCUGCCGGAAGCAGAACUCCGUCGCCGAAAACAACCGGAUCAACUUUAGUAAACCGGUUCGUCGAGAAAAAUCCAUCCGCUGUUUCUGUACAAGUCGGCGACUAUGUUCAGCUUGCUUACAGCCAUCACAACGAGAGUCCUCUCCGGCCUAGAUCAUUUGGAGCUAAGGAUGAAAUAUUCUGCUUGUUCCAAGGCUCACUUGACAACCUAGGAAGCUUGAAACAGCAGUACGGGCUUGCAAAAAACGCAAACGAGGUUCUCUUGGUCAUCGAGGCUUAUAAGACUCUCCGUGACAGAGCUCCUUACCCGGCUAACCACGUUGUUGCUCACCUAAGUGGCGAUUUCGCCUUUGUGGUCUUUGAUAAAUCAACCUCCACUCUGUUUGUAGCCUCUGACCAAGUUGGCAAGGUUCCAUUGUAUUGGGGAAUAACAGCUGAUGGCUAUGUGGCAUUUGCUGAUGAUGUUGACUUACUAAAAGGCUGUUAUUACUCGACGGCAUUAGGUGGGCUUAGGAGCUUCGAGAACCCUAAGAACAAGAUCACUGCAGUUCCUGCUAAUGAGGGAGAAAUUUGGGGAGCUACCUUCAAGGUGGAAGGAGCAACAGUUCUUGCAGAUUGAAAAUGAAAGAGAAACACAAAAGAAGUUUCAUGUCUCUUAAAGCUCUCGAACUGUAACAGCACAAACAAAAAAAAAUAUGUAGGAAAAACAAAAAGCUGUUCUAUGAGUACUUGAAGCUAUCAAUGGUUGGUGAUAAUGUGUGUAGUGUUGUAUCUCUCUUAUGUCUUAUGCUUCUUUGUACAGCACGUGUGUGUCUUCUGGUGUUAUUAGUGUCUUCUUCCUAAUAAGUUAAUGUCUCUGAAACAAAAAUCUACCUUCUCUUGAUCCUUUUGCCUCUGUUUCUAUAGUAAAUCUCACAAUGGUAAUGAGGAAGAACAGGCGAUAUCUCUGUUUCUAUCGUAAUCUUUACUUGGUAAUCACAGCAUUCAAGUUUUAUUAUUC